CGCACGCGCGCGCGCAUGCGUGUUGCAGACUACCGCACCGUGUUUAACUCGUGGGGCGGCGACAGUUCGCGAGGUCUGAGCGUCGAUGACCUUGAACGCCUACUGAGGCGCCUCCUGUCGGGCAGGAGCGUUCCUAGCGUACAGAACAUCCGGCUGAUUGCCUGCGACAUGAUCGGAGCUCUGGAUACCAGCGGUUGCACGCUCAGCUUCCAGGCUUUCGUCGACUACAUGGCAACGAAGCGCUUCAUGCGGGACAUCGACUUCGAGUACACCGAGGCGUUCCGACUCUUCGACCGUGACGGAAACGGAAAGCUGGAUCGCGAGGAGCUGCGUCUGAUCAUCCGGAAACUGAACCCAGAUGUGACGGACAUGACCAUCGCCGAGAUGGUGAAAAGCGCCGACGCCGACGGAGACGGCAACAUCGACUACGAAGAAUUCGUCAAGCUGGCUUCCGCCAAGCGGUUUUAAGCGUGAUGUGUGCUGCUUACGUCAUCGUGCGCGCGCAUGCGCACAGAAGAGGAACAAUGAAGAUGAAGAGAACGGUCGAUCGUUGGAGCUUUUGUUUAUUAUUACACUGACGAGCUAGGGUUAACGCCGCAGUCGGUGGCCAGGUGGCGCUGCUAGCUCGUCUGGUCUGAAUGUACUGCCAUCUUAUUUAUAUGCUGUUUACAUAUGUACAUAGAAUCACGAUUACAUACGUUACCUUUACAGAUAUGAGAUCCUUGUAUGAAUAUUUUGUGUGAAUAUUAUGUUACGGAUUGGUGCUGGUCAUAUAGUAAUAAAAUUCAUUAUAUUGAAGCAACAAA
Molecule: messenger RNA, 806 nt
Organism: Priapulus caudatus
Lineage: Eukaryota; Metazoa; Priapulida; Priapulimorpha; Priapulimorphida; Priapulidae
Product: calmodulin-like
Exons: 3
Coding region: 16-468 (150 amino acids)
Molecular function (GO): calcium ion binding; enzyme regulator activity
Source: RefSeq, a predicted model, not a curated record